Molecule: messenger RNA, 3111 nt
Organism: Diaporthe citri
Lineage: Eukaryota; Fungi; Ascomycota; Sordariomycetes; Diaporthales; Diaporthaceae
Exons: 4
Coding region: 1-3111 (1036 amino acids)
Biological process (GO): protein sumoylation
Cellular component (GO): cytoplasm; SUMO activating enzyme complex
Molecular function (GO): SUMO activating enzyme activity
Source: RefSeq, a predicted model, not a curated record
AUGACAGACCAGAGGCUCCCCGAGGUCGACCUGGUCACCAGGAUGCAGGUCGACGAGUCCGUCGUUGGGAACAACGACAUCGACGAGUCUCUCUACAGCCGACAGCUCUAUGUCUUGGGCCACGAGGCCAUGAAGCGCAUGGGCGCGUCCAACGUGCUCAUCGUUGGACUCAAGGGCCUUGGUGUCGAGAUAGCCAAGAACGUCGCCCUUGCCGGCGUCAAGAGCCUGACCCUCCACGAUCCUGCCCCUGUCGCCAUCGCAGACCUGUCCUCCCAGUUCUUCCUACGACCUGGCGACGUCGGCAAGCCCCGUGAUGCGGUCACCGCCCCUCGGGUGGCCGAGCUGAACGCAUACACCCCAGUCAGCGUGCACAAGUCUUCCGGGCUCGCCGAUAACCUCACAGAGCUCGACAAGUUUCAAGUCGUUGUCCUGACUGGCGCCCCCCUGAAAGAACAGCUUGCGAUCGGCGACUACUGUCACUCGAAGGGCAUCUACUUUAUUACCGCGGACACGUUCGGCUUGUUUGGCAACAUCUUCUGUGAUUUCGGCGAGAAGUUCUCGGUUAUCGAUGCGACCGGGGAGAACCCACAGAGCGGGAUCAUCGCCGGUGUUGACGAUGAGGGUGUCGUGUCCGCCCUCGACGAGACCCGCCACGGCCUUGAAGAUGGAGACUACGUGACAUUCUCCGAAAUCGAGGGCAUGGAGGGCCUGAACAGCUCCGAGCCACGAAAAGUCACGGUGAAAGGCCCGUACACUUUCUCCAUUGGGGACGUCUCAGGUCUGGGCCAGUACAAGCGAGGAGGUCUGUUCCAGCAGGUCAAGAUGCCCAAGAUCUUGGACUUCAAGAGCAUCACACAGUCGUUGCCGGAACCUGAAUUUCUCGUGUCUGACUACGCCAAGUUUGACCGCCCACAGCAACUCCACAUUGGAUUCCAAGCUCUGCAUGCGUUUGUCCAAACACAAGGCCAUCUACCAAGACCCAUGAAUAAGGACGAUGCUGCUGUGGUGGUCAAGUCGGCCGAGACCUUCGCAAGUAAGAUGGGCGUCGAGGUCGAGAUCGACGAGAAACUGUUGACCGAGCUGAGCUACCAAGCGACCGGGGACCUGAACCCCAUGGCGGCUUUCUUCGGUGGACUUGCGGCCCAAGAGGUUCUCAAAGCAGUCUCGGGCAAAUUUCACCCAGUGCAGCAGUGGAUGUAUUUCGACUCCUUGGAAUCGAUUCCUCAAGACUCAAAGAGGUCCGAGGCAUUGUGUGCACCCGUUGGUAGCCGCUACGAUGGCCAGAUAGCGGUCUUCGGCAAGGAGUACCAGGAGAAGAUUUCAAACAUCAAGCAAUUCCUGGUUGGCGCAGGUGCCAUCGGUUGUGAGAUGCUGAAGAACUGGGCUAUGAUCGGUCUAGGUACUGGACCCAACGGCCAGAUCACUAUCACUGAUAUGGACUCUAUCGAGAAGAGUAACCUGAACCGACAAUUCCUGUUCCGACCCAAGGACGUGGGCAAGAUGAAGAGCGACUGUGCAGCUGAGGCCGUCCAACUUAUGAACCCAGACCUGAAGGGACACACUGUUUGUUUGAAAGACCGUGUCAGCCCAGAAACUGAGGAAAUCUUUAACGAGGACUUCUGGAACAGCUUGGAUGGCGUCACCAAUGCACUGGACAACGUGGAGGCAAGAACAUAUGUCGACCGGCGUUGCGUGUUCUUCAAGAAGCCUCUGCUUGAGAGUGGCACACUGGGCACAAAGGGAAACACACAAGUCGUUUUGCCCGGCAUCACGGAGUCAUACUCAUCUUCAGUAGACCCGCCUGAGCAGUCGUUCCCGAUGUGCACACUCCGAAGUUUCCCAAACAAGAUCGAGCACACGAUCGCUUGGGCACGUGAACUUUUUGAGACGAACUUCGUAAAACCGGCUGAGACGGCAAACCUCUACCUCACGAAGCCGGAUUACCUGAAGACCACGCUGGCGCAAGGUGGCGAUCAGAAGACGACGCUGACGGUGCUUCGCGACUACCUGAAGAACGAGCGCGCGCUCACCUUUGAGGACUGCGUGAGCUGGGCUCGCAUGGUGUUUGAAAAGCAGUACAACAAUGCGAUCCAACAACUGCUUUACAAUUUCCCGAAGGACUCUACGUCCUCCAGUGGACAGCCUUUCUGGUCUGGCCCCAAGCGAGCACCGGAUGCGUUGAAGUUUGACAUCAACGACCCCACCCACUACCAAUUCCUCGUUGCGGCAACUAACCUGCACGCCUUCAACUACAACAUCAAUGUGCGGGAUAAGGACCGCGCUGCGUAUGAGGCUGCAUUGGAGUCUAUGAUUGUCCCAGACUUCACUCCCGACCCUGGUGUCAAGAUCCAGGCGGACGACAAGGAGCCAGACCCCAACAAGGAGGCAUCAGGGAACUUUGGGGAUGACACGGAGUUAGAGAAGAUCGCUGCCGACAUCCCCGACCCCAAGUCGCUGGCAGGGUUCAAGCUCACACCGGUCGAGUUUGAGAAGGACGAUGAUACCAACUUCCACAUCGACUUCAUCACGGCAGCGAGCAACCUUCGAGCCUUGAAUUACAAGAUCGAGACAGCAGAUCGCCACAAGACCAAGUUCAUCGCUGGCAAGAUCAUUCCGGCCAUCGCAACCACGACCGCGUUGGUCACGGGCCUGGUUGUCUUGGAGCUGUACAAGAUCAUUGAUGGAAAGACGGACGUGGAGCAGUACAAGAACGGAUUUGCCAACCUGGCCCUUCCCUUCUUCGGCUUCAGCGAGCCGAUAGCCAGCCCCAAGGUCACCUGGAAAGGACCCAAUGGCGAGAAGCAGACAAUGGACAAGAUCUGGGACCGGUUCGAGGUGAACAACAUCACAUUGAAGGAGCUGACUGAUUACUUCGAGUCGCGUGGCCUCGAGGUAUCCAUGGUUAGCUCCGGUGUGAGCCUGCUCUAUGCGAUAUUCUUCCCCCCUGCGAAGAAGGCUGAGCGGCACGGGAUGAAGCUCAUUGACCUCGUCGAGUUCGUGUCCAAGAAGCCUGUCCCAGCGCACCAGAAGUAUGUUAUCUUCGAGGUAGUCGUUGAGGACGCGGACGGGGAGGACGUUGAGGUGCCCUACGUGAGAGUAUCGCGGGAUUAA